Zasmidium cellare ATCC 36951 is the source of this 2196-nucleotide messenger RNA. RefSeq lists its product as uncharacterized. The coding region runs from base 1 to 2196 and encodes 731 amino acids. The transcript is spliced from 3 exons. Lineage: Eukaryota; Fungi; Ascomycota; Dothideomycetes; Mycosphaerellales; Mycosphaerellaceae. The record is from RefSeq and is a predicted model, not a curated record.
AUGUCCGGUGGCAGCUACGUUCCCAUGCAGGAUACCAUGCAACAGAUGCUGCAGCCCUGGUCGACGGUCGUCCCAGACCAUUACGCCAAUCCCAACGCUUACUGGGGGCCGUCACAUACCCUUGCGGCAUUCUCGCAACCAUGUUUUCCAGAGGGCAUUUUCGACCACAGUACAACGUUCAGCAUCGACCAGCAUUAUCAGAACAUACCCUUUCCGGCGAACCAGGAUUUUGACAACACCGAGGGCCUCAGUAAGCCAAAGAAAGCUCGCGCAAUACAGUGGAUGUCUACACAUGCGAGCGGACUUUCAGUGUUAGCAGAAAAGAUUGACAAGUUUGAGUUCUUGCUUCAAAAGGCAGAACAUCUGCACUCGCGAACAGAGGCGCCACUACAUCCGAAGCAGUCAUCACGCGAACAUGAGACGCAGGGAUCUUGUCAAGGCAGCCACGAAACGCAUGCAAGAUCCGCAUGGCUACCAGUGACACAAUGGCCGAAAGCCGAAGACUGCGCGCCUCUUCGAUUACGCCCAAAUGAGCCGGUACAAAACAGCAUCAAAGAAGAUGCUGUACAUCCCGAGGAGGAUCUCAAACACCUUCAAUACAUCUCGGCGCCCCUGCAGCCCAACAGUGCGAUGGCCGUAGACCUGGACAUUACCAAGAUUGGGUCAAUUUUCAACAGUUUUCUGGAUCAUCUCGAUAUCUUCCACUCAUUCCUUGACCAAGAAUACAUGCGUGCUGUGUUCCACCGCUUUAUCGAAAGACAUGGCAGAUCCAGGAACUAUCCCGGUUACAGCAUCUCUUCCUAUAGACCGGAUGAAGGACGACCUCUCAAGAGAAGAAGAACCCACAUUGGAAGCUCUGAGUGCGAGCAAGCAUCAAUAGAAAGGUCACCAACUAGCGCCAUGAUCCUACUUGCACUCGCAAUCGGCGAAAUAACGACGCAGCGGGAGCCGCUCUCAAGCACGUCAGAGCCUCUGGCGCCCUUCACCUACAGCCAGGAACAUGAAAGCUUGCGACUGAUCCCAGGAAUCGGGUACUUCGCAGCUGCCAUGAGCAUCAUUGGAGACUACAUGGACGGAAAUGAGUUGAUACACGCUCAGAUCUUCCUACUUGCUGGUUUGUACAAGGCCCAGCUGGCGCGAACAAGAGAGGCAUCAAGUUGGUACUCCAUGUCCGGCCGUGUACUUACUCAUUUGAUCUCUCGAAGGCAUCUAUUCGAUGAGAACGAGUCGGUCACAUCAACCCAAGGAAUCGAACAAAAGACAUUCCAUGCGAUUCAGCCGUACAGAAGCUCUCAAGACGAUCUAAUACUCCGUGCGGCGUGGGCUUGCCUUCAGCUUGAAGAUGAGCUACUCCCAGAACUGCGCCUUCCUCAGAGCCGACUGGAGCGUCUCAGAGAGAUUAUACUACUACCCAUUCCAGCAGCCAGAGGGUCUUGCACAAAGCAGAAUAAGUUGCCGGGUGCUGAGACAGACGAAUACCGACGAUUGAUAUAUACCGCACAGCUACAGCUGUGGAGAAAGUUUGAUCGCAUCAAGGCGUUUUUACGAUCAGAUGCCGUCCACAUGCUUGGUGAGGACGUUCCUCAAUUAUUCGAACACCACGCCGAAUCUCUACAGCGAUGGAGAAGUCAACUUCCGCCUGCGGUACAAUGGGACGACCAAGGUCAACCAUCUAACGACGUACUGCACGCUCAGCUGAGGCAUUUCUACUGGAAAGCUAAGACGACCAUUCUACUUCCUUUCCUGUACUACACGUUUCACAACGACAAAACGGUUGGCAGGAAUGAAGGAACUGGAAGCGACAAAAUCCAUCGAGGUGACACCGACACCAAAUGGCAUAUCCUCGGUGCCGUGGGCAACUUAGCUCGAACGUCUGGCGAUGAAGAAGUUCUCCGUCUUGCAGAGCUCUGCAUUGAGGCCAUUAAGCAGAGCCUGGCAGCAUACACAGGCAUCAGUACACGACUCGUUGUCUCAAACAUUCAAUCUGACGCACAUGGACAGUUCGAGAGUCUGAUACUGCUGGUGGCAGCAUCGCAGAGUGAACGACUUUCUCAGCUUGUCCCCACUGAGGAUCUUCAGCAGACUCUAGAGGAUGUAUUGUGCUUUCUGAGAGAGCUCUCCCCCAUCUCUCCGACGGCUGCCGCUGAUCGCAAUGUUCUUGAAGGACUUGGAAAGGCUUUGGGUCUUUUGCGAUGA